Messenger RNA from Naegleria gruberi, 2086 nucleotides. RefSeq lists its product as uncharacterized. The record is from RefSeq and is a predicted model, not a curated record. The transcript has a single exon. Lineage: Eukaryota; Heterolobosea; Eutetramitea; Acrasida; Naegleriidae. The annotation marks the transcript as partial.
AUGGGAAAUGUAAUUGCACUUGGUUACGUUUGUAAAAGUAUUUUCUCCCCAGUUGUGCAAUUUACAAUGUUGAAGAUGUGCUUGAGUAUAGGUUUUGAACUUAUAAAGUUGAUGAAAAUCAGAACUCGAAGAUUGGAGAAAGAACAUGGUUUGGAAUUGCCCUUUGCUAAAGUAAUGUCCCUAGCAUUAACUGAAACAUGUAUAGAAACGAUUAACAGAGCUCGCCAAUUUCCUCUAGCUAAUUAUUUCCCAAUGUUUACAUCUUCAGACUCUAUUUAUUUCGAUUGUGUUAACUCAAAUUUGAUGGCUUAUUUUACCGUCUAUUUGAAUAUGAAAUCCAUGGAAGAACCAGAGUUUGAGGGCAGGGAGCAAUUAUUUACAGUUAUGCACAGAGAUCAUGUAUUGCUUGAUGGUUCAUGGAUGGGAUGGCUUAAGGACGAAUCGAAUGAAAUUAGAUUUAUGUUUAUAGAUCAAUGUUUGAGAGAAAAAGGGUGGACAAUUUACCAAGUCGAGUCUUUAAUGACUUGGGAUAUGAUUACAAGAGAUGAUGGAUGGCUUUCUCCAUCCAAUACUCUAAACUUUAAAUCAGAAAAAAGACUUUAUUCUGGUGUUAGAGGAUUUAUUUUUGAUACCGAAAGUGGUGAUAUUAAUCUAGAGCUCGUUCCAGCCACUUCCCUUCAAGAUGCUUACUUUAGUUGGGGAGACGUUGACUAUAUUUUAAAGAACGGUAUUAGAGGAAUAUUUUUCUCAUUAGAUCCUCCCGAUCACCCAUAUCCUUUCAAUUUUCAUACUUUCCAACAGAUCCGAGUUGGUCCAACAGACGUACCAAUCCAUUCUGAUAUUGUAAUGACUUUUCUACAUGCAGACUACCUUUUAAAAAUGAUUAGCAGUGGAGUAGAAGUUAAUAGCUACUACCCAUUCCAUACUCGUGAUGUCAGUAAUAUUUUAGAAAUAUUACCAGAAAGAUUAAGGGCAGUAUUAUCACCUAUUCAUCACCGCGAUAAUUAUGUACCUGAUUUAGGAGGUAGUGCACACAGAUUUUGGAUUGAUUGUGAAGAAAUACCAACCUAUACUAGUGAAAGAGGUGGUAAGAUUUCUUAUACACUUGGAAAAUUUGACACCAAGGUAAAGACAAUGAAGAUGUUGUAUAAUAGUUUAACAGGCCAAUUGGAGGAUGAUGAACAUGCUGGCUCAUCAGAAUCAGAGUUUGCCAAUGCAUUCUCUAAACAUUAUGAAGAAAUAUCUCAAUAUUUUCCGGUUCUUAGGAGAGUUAGUGAACUUUACAAACUAUUUACCAUAUGUACAUUAUUGAUUAGUCUAAAGGAACGUUUGAAUGACAUGUCGUCACAGAAACUGAUAUCAUUACCACGUCCGAACUUAGAUGCUUAUCCUUUGAACAGUAGUUCUGAAAUAGACAAAGUUAUGAGAAGUAUAUUAACCACAAAUGGAAUAUCAUGGAGUGAUAGACACAAAGUAUCCAAUUACUCCAGUACUGAAAAAGAAGUAACUUCCAACUUGAAUAGAAAUCAAAGUCAAUUAGCUCAACUUAUUAACGAAAUCAGCGAACAUACUCCAAUAACAUCACAAGAAUUACAAGAGUGGUUAGUUCAAGAUAAUUCUCUUACUAUUGACAACAUUGAAACAAGGGCUUCUAGAGCAAUUGCAAACAACAAGUUACGAGUCUUGAAAGCAAUUUUAGAAACAGAAACACAACCAAAACAAAACAGCUGUCUUUUUGUUCCUUCAGCUUACUCUCAAGAUACUGGCAGGAGAAUAUUUGGUGGUGUUAAUGCACUACCAAGAAUUUCUCAAAUCCAACAAGCUCCACCACCUUGGAGUGGAUCUUCGCAAAAUGUUAGAUUAGGUGGAAGUGCACCUCCUGCUACUAUAUCAAGUGGUGGAAAUUCUAGUAGAUUAUUUAGAAGUUUCUUUUCAUAUAUUGGAGUAUCAUCUAGUAGUUCUUCAAGUGGAUCAUCUGGAGGUAGUAGUUCGUCUUCAGGAGGAAAUGGAUCAUCUGGUAGUUCUUCAGGUGGUCGACCUCAAACAUUAAGAAUGUCUGAUCAACUUCCAAGAAACAAUAUUAAUG